ACACAUUUCUUUGUUAUUCAGUUAAAAAACGAUAUUAUGGUUAGAAUUGAAGUGAGAUGACAAAAAUGUGAAAUUGCUGAAUUGGUAGUAUAUUUUCUUAAAGUUGUGAUAUACAAGAAAAUUUUGUAUUUACUCACGAUGAGCAAUAGUGGGCUUAAACGUUUUGUGGAGGUAGCUCAGUCGCAGCGACAGGCUUCCAAAAUUCAGCGUAAAGAUGAAGGCCCAGUCCCACCAAGAGCAAGCUCUUUCUCAAAGUCACCUCAGACACACAAAACUAACCUUCCUGAAGCAAUGGUGCUGAUGACGCCAGGAAUGCACCUCCCUCCUCUUAGUGCACCUGCUUAUGUGAAUGGCCAGAUACUCCCAUCAGUCUCACUAUCAUCCCUCUCAAAUGAAGGCCUCAAUUGGACAUGCCUUGUGUUUUACGCUCAUGAUUUUGACCCGAAAAAUGGUGGUUCAGUUAUCAGCGAGUGUUAUCUCAGUCACAGAUGGUUUAGUUUUAUAGGCUGCUCCAUAGUUCUGUGUUCAACAGACUCUUGUUAUGCUCACCUAGCAUGGAUGAAGGCUCUGAAGGCAUUGGGGACAAUAGCAUUUUAUCCAGUGCCUGACAUACCGAUGUUGGGAGACACGAGUCAUGUGGUGGCCAGGGCGUGUGGGAUGCUCAACACCAGCGAGGGAGUUGCCAGAACAGGACUUAUCCUGGUCGACCCUGCGCUCUCUGUGCACAAGGUGAUUGUCUCUGAUGAUAUUCGUGCCGGCCUGUUCACUGCAAAGUGUUACCUCACCGUCACCACCCGUCACGGUUUUUGAUUGAGCUGCAUGCUUCCUUCUGCAGUCCAGCAUAUAGGAAAUUAUUCUCGUAUGCAUUCCUGUCACAGAUUUAUUGGUACUAAGUUUUAUUGAAAACGCUUGAGAAUACCUGCCAGGUUGGGUUACUUUUAUCCUUUAUUUCAAAACAUUUACCUUGAAUGCCAUUUCUUCUUGGAUUAGGACAUCAACGCUGGGUUUAAGACUAGUGCAUUACUGCGGUUGGUGUACGGUAUUUUCAGUGCAGUUGUGUAGGACUCAAGAUCGGCAUUUCCAAGGCGAAAAGCUCACACAAAUAAAAUUUUUUGUCUAAAUUUUGUUAGUUUUGUCCAGUGCUACGUUAAUUUCGAAUAGAAGACACCCAUUUUUUGAUGUUUUGAUUCAGAACUUCACAACUUACAAACGUUCGAGCUGUUCUUCAUUUUAUGAUAAACUUAUUUGCUAUAGAUUAUUAUUGCUGUUGCGACUUCAUGACUAACUAAUUUUCAUUAUAAAUGAGGCCAAUAUUUUGAUGAUGGGUAAUCUUUGAUGUAAUUGACAGGAUUUGAUAUAAUUGACAUUACAUUCUGGAUGGAACCAGCGUAGUUGUAGUAUCCCUUAUGACGGGUAAAUAAGUAAAGUAGCAAAUCUAUUUUUUUAUCUUAUGCUGGCGCUACGAGCGCCUAUUGCUAACUCAUGGAUUUAAGUCUUUAAUCUGAAAGAUCUGUGUUUUUCUGUGUUGACCAAUCAUGUCCUAGAAUAGUUAGAAAAAUUACAUAUAUUCUUACACCUCUCAGAUACUAGAUGAAGUCUGGAUCACUGAGUGACUGAUGCAGUUUAUGUAGAUUCAGUCAUCUACUAUGUGUAUUAAAGACCUUAUCAGGAGGGUUUAACCAUCUCAUAUCGUACUGAUUCAUAUUAUUAUUAGCGUUUCACACUUCAUUUAUGCACAAUUAUAACUAAACCUUUUGAGUUGAAAAACUUAUGUUGCGAGCCUUUUAUAAUUAUUUCUAUGGUGGUAAGUUAAUGAAGUAUUCUCUUGAACACCUCGAUCUCUCUAAAGUACGGUACCGUAGUGUUAACCUUCGGUCAACUUCUUUGGUUUGAUACUCAGUAAGAGCUGCAGGCUACGAUUAUCAUUUCCAACUGUGAAAUGUCCUCGCUUAAUAUGUACCUAAGUUAUUCUGUUGUUCCUAUUAGGUACAUUGUAAUUAGACUCUGUAAUGUAAUUACUUGAGAUGUUAGUCUGAACUUGAGUGUAUGGGCUGUUAUUGAGCCUUUAAUUUCUCCAUGACAUUCAGUCCUGAUAGAAUAUGCAGUGCUCUGUCCAGUUUGAUAACGCAUUACUGUUUCUUUUAACUUCCAUGACAAACCUGUUGGUCUUCCAUUUAUGUCAUGUGAACGUUAUUUUGUGUUUCAAAUGCUCUAUAUGUCCAGGAAAUUAUGCUUUCUUAUGCUGGAGCUCCUUAAAUGGAUUUCAAUGUUUCACUUACGUUUCUAAAGUGGGAUUCCCACAUUGUGAUUUCGGCGUCGAUCUCGAAAUCUUCCAUUAGCUAUAAACUAGUAUUAAACAGGUAUUAAAAUCAAGGUUUAUUGUAAAUGAUGCUUCAUGUUAUGCAUUACAUUUUAUUUCAAGUAUAUUAAAGUCAUGGUACUAUAUUGCAUGUGAUGCUUCAUGUAAUUCAUUACAUGUUUUUCGAGACACUUUUAUUAUUGAAACUUCUCCCGCGUGCUUCCUCCCAUAGCCCUAAAAAAUAUUUGGAAACUUAAAUGAGAAUUAU
Hyalella azteca is the source of this 2567-nucleotide messenger RNA. Its product is annotated as thioredoxin peroxidase-like. The record is from RefSeq and is a predicted model, not a curated record. Gene Ontology annotation, biological process: cellular response to stress; response to oxidative stress; hydrogen peroxide catabolic process. The coding region runs from base 139 to 810 and encodes 223 amino acids. NCBI's taxonomy places the organism in Eukaryota, Metazoa, Arthropoda, Malacostraca, Amphipoda, Hyalellidae. Gene Ontology annotation, cellular component: cytosol. The transcript is spliced from 5 exons. Gene Ontology annotation, molecular function: thioredoxin peroxidase activity.